Molecule: messenger RNA, 1435 nt
Organism: Durio zibethinus
Lineage: Eukaryota; Viridiplantae; Streptophyta; Magnoliopsida; Malvales; Malvaceae
Source: RefSeq, a predicted model, not a curated record
CAUUUAAUUCGUGCGAACUGUGAAACAAAAUUCUUUUAAGUUCACGGCUUACUGUUGGGGACCAACUUAAUUGCAUGCUGCCAUCUGUAAUUGUUUUGAAUUAAUAGUAAUUAAUAGGCUCUCAAUCUCAUAAAUAAUUGGCGUAAAGUCUCAGGCUUCUAUCUAGAAACCAGGCGCAAGCGCGGAAGGGACCAAUUGUACGUUACAUUUAAUUUUUCUAACGUGUGUAUGAAAAGGCAUAACUGAUGCCUGAAAGGCCAAGUUUUUUCAGGAAAUUCCCAUUGAAAACAUGGAUUGACUGGCAGGCACCAACCCCCCAUACAGUUCUCGUGCGUGGGUUUGCGUAUUUAUGACAGGGAAUUGAUUGCUCUUAUAUAAAGGGAAAGUACGUUACCACAUUUACAUAUAUUGACAGAGAGAGAGAGAGAGAGACGGGAAUGGGGAAUUGGUUUGGGAGAUCAACCUUGAUGGUGAAACGUUUGGAAAACGCUAUUGAGAUGAUGAAGAACCGAGAAGAUCAGGAUGAGAGAAGGAAGAGCUUUGAUGCACCGUCAAGCCCUAUGAGGAUUAAGGUGCGUAUGACUAAAAGGCAACUGCAAGAGCUGAAGGCACAUGCGGAUAUGAGCGAAGGGAAUUCCGACCUUGGUCGCUUGAUUGUUAAGGAAUGCUUGGAAGGUAGAUUGUCUCCUCAUGUUGUAGUUGGACAAAGUCAUGUUUCGGAGGAUUCAACAUUAAAGCGUUUGAGUUUGAGUACUAUUGAUGAAGAAUGAUUUGGAAAUGAGAGUUGUAAGAGAUCUUACGUGAGAAAAAAGAAAGUUGGGUAUGUUUUCAAUUUUGUUUCUAUCAAACAAAAUGUAAAUAUGAUCUUUUAAUCCAAAAAACAAAGAAAAUUGUUGUUAAUUGUUAUGAUUUGUAAAAUAGAAUGUUUGGGUUGCUUUGGGUGACACAAGUCCCAGUGCUUCAAGGGCAAUAGUUGAGGGUGGGCUAGACUUCCAGAGUUCGACAUUUCUUGGGUUCUUAACUGUUAAAGAUAUCCAAAAGUCAAUGAAAUGGUUUUGUUGAUCAAUGCCUUGGGCCGAAACAUCGAUGUUGGAUUCCUGAUUUUUUUUUUUUUAACUUUAUUUAUAUGGGAUUUGUAUGAAUUAUGAAAAAGGUUUUUCCUUUUUGGGGAUUUACUUUUUGAACAAAUGAAAAGACGCCAGCCAGCCAGCCAGCCAGGAUGGCCGUCACGAAAUCAAACAUGGGAUAGCAAAUCAAUAUUUGGAUGGAAAACAGGGUAUAAAUGAAUAAUUCUUAGCUGUUCACGAUAGGUCCCAGUUUGGUAGGAAUGCCGUGCUGUAUUUUGGUUUGACGAAUGGCAUCGGUUAUAUGGAUUGGCGGUUGGGCACGGCAAAUUAGCUCCACAAAAUUUAUAGAGUCUUCGGUGACCGACCGA